Trichoderma asperellum CBS 433.97 is the source of this 901-nucleotide messenger RNA. RefSeq lists its product as uncharacterized. Gene Ontology annotation, biological process: vacuolar proton-transporting V-type ATPase complex assembly. Lineage: Eukaryota; Fungi; Ascomycota; Sordariomycetes; Hypocreales; Hypocreaceae. The record is from RefSeq and is a predicted model, not a curated record. Gene Ontology annotation, cellular component: Vma12-Vma22 assembly complex.
ACUCAUUCGAACCAUCUAUCAACCAAGUCCUUAAAAAAAUGGACCAGCAACACAUUGAUUCCCUACUGGAGCGCUACUUGUCCCUCAUAGACGAGUAUUCGCGCCUGAGAGCGGAGCUAACAAAGCUCCAGACCGGCGUUUAUCAAAACAUUGCCAGAGCCAACUUCACAGGCGAGCGGGGCAUGAGAUAUGGCCAAGACCACUACGAUGAGCGGAUGCGCGCCCUGAGAGUGCUGGAUAUUGAGCUCGGAGAGGACAGCGUGCCGAAUUUUACGAUGAAGAACUUGGAUCCUCCCGUUGAUGGCGCUGCGGGCGAUGGCAAGAGCCGGGAGGAGGCUGAAAAAGACAGCAAGGAAGAAGAGAAAGAAGGGGAAGAAAAGGCAGACGCUACCAGCACCCAGAACAAUCCAGUAGAGAGCACCGAGGAGCAGCGAAAUGACGAAAAGAACAAGGAUGAAAAGAAGACAAAGAAAUCGAAUCACAACCCUCUCCACUGGUUCGGUCUGUUGGCACCCCAACCCCUUCGAACUGCUCAAAUGCUAUCUAUCCAGGCCGUGGAAGAGGCCAUCCCAAGACUCGUCGCUGUCAACGCCGAGAUGGAGCACGUCGAAAUUGAAAUUCGCAGAGCAAAGAAGAAGAGAGCAAAGGCAAUGGCUGCGUUGGCGGAAGAGAGGGAAGUUUCAAGGCAGGGGGCUGUCGAGGCGAGGUGAUGAAGAGUUGGAUCUGGAAGAGUAAAAUAUGCUAGUAUUUGAUGUUUUUUGGGGGGAUAAUAUUGUGUAGUUAUUAGGGGAAUAGGAACUGAUAUAACUGAUACAGCAUUAUUGAGCAAAGCUGUGAAGCAGAUUCAAAAGUGUAACGGGUGAAAUGUAAUAUCAUUUGGCUUUGUUAAAAGCAGCAGAAG